Messenger RNA from Closterium sp. Naga37s-1, 2505 nucleotides. The record is from the annotation of a GenBank genome assembly. Lineage: Eukaryota; Viridiplantae; Streptophyta; Zygnematophyceae; Desmidiales; Closteriaceae.
AUGAAGAUUAAAGUGCUCUCGCGAUCGGAAGAGCAGUUCACGCGCGAGCGGAAGCAAGAUGUGACAAAAGUGCACCGCAAUCUCGACCCAGCGCUACACCCUUUGGAGAAAGCGAAGGAGUAUCAGCGCGCGCUCAACGCCGUGAAGCUAGACAAGGUGUUCGCCAAGCCGUUCAUGGGCGCGCUCGGUAGCCACGCGGACGGCGUCUCCGCCAUGGCCAGGAGCCCUGUCAGGCUCAACUGCGUGGUUUCCGCUUCAAUGGACGGAGAUGUGCGCCUAUGGGACGUCCCUUACAAGCGCACGCUGUGCCGAUUUGUGGGGCACAGCAGGGCAGUGAGGGGCGUGGCGAUCUCAGCAGAUGGGGAGACCAUGCUGUCAUGCGGCGAUGACUGCACGGUGCGCCUGUGGCAGCUACCAGCGCAGGAGAUCAAGGAGCUGGGGGUGGCAGGGGGGGACGUGGAGCACGAGGCGGUCGCCACCUUCCAAGGGAAAAACGCCUUCAGAGCAGUGGACCAUAAAUGGAAGGGGCGGGUGUUUGCGACAGCAGGAGCGCAGGUGGAUGUGUGGGAGCACAGUCGCUCGGACCCCAUAGCCACGUUCACAUGGGGCGCUGACUCCGUCUAUUCUGUUCGCUUCAACCCCGCCGAGCCCGAUGUGUUCGCCACCACCGGCAGUGAUCGCAGCAUUUGCCUCUACGACCUGCGCAUGUCCACGCCAUUGAGAAAAGUGAUCAUGCAGACCAAGACGAACUCGCUGGCAUGGAACCCACGUGAACCCCUAAACUUCACUGCGGGUAAUGAGAACGGCAGCUGCUACUCAUAUGACAUGCGCAACCUCAGCACCGCCUCACUCGUGCAUAAGGACCAUGUAUCUGCUGUCAUGGACAUUGACUAUUCGCCAACAGGGAGGGAGUUUGUCACAGGAUCGUACGACAGAACUGUGCGAAUAUUCCCGUAUGACGGCAUCAAGAGCCGGGAGGUGUACCAUACCAAGCGCAUGCAACGGGUGUUCUGUGUGCGGUUCAGCGGUGAUGGCUCGUACGUGCUGUCAGGCAGUGACGAUGCCAACAUCCGCCUCUGGAAGGCGCAGGCCUCGCAGCAACUCGGUGUGCAGGUGAAGAGGGAGAAGCGCAAGGCGGAGUACAACGCAGCGCUGGUGGAGAGGCACCAACACCUGCCUGAGAUUCGCCGCAUCCACAAGCAUCGGCACGUGCCGCGGCCCAUUCACAAUGCCAUCAAGCUGCGGGCCACGAUGGUGGCAGCAGAGAAGCGCAAGGAGGAGAACCGGCAGCGGUUCAAGAAGAAGAGCAAGGGCCGCCUACCCCUGCUUUUCUCAGGUAACACCUCCCCCUGUUGUGCUCAGGUAACACCUCCCCUUGCUGUGAGAAGGAGAAUAGGAGAAGAUGCUUCAGCCGUGCAGAGCUGUGAGCACCCCUUUCAGGUGUGUGAAGCAGGGGAGGCAGGCAGAGCGGUGGUGGCGACGAGGCGGAUAGCGGAGGGGGAAGUGGUGCUGGCAACCACUCCUGUUGUGUCACACCCCACAUUGGAACAAGUUGGCAAGGUGUGCUACUUGUGUCUGGGGCCGCUGGCAGCAAAGCGAGAGCACCACACGCACAGCGAUGGAGGGGGGAGGGGGGAUGAGCGAGGUGACUAUAACGAGCGGCUGUUCUGCAGUAAAACGUGUGCUGACGUGGCAUGGAAUGACUUCUAUGCUGUGGAGAGUGCAGCUGAUUGGUCCAACCUGCAUCAACACUGUAGAGUCCACUCCCUCCGCUUCCCUCUUGUGGCAAAGCGUCUCGCCUGCAUGGUGCUAGCAGGCACUGCGUCUGCCAAUGUGCUCCAACCGCUGUGCCAUGUCACAGAGAGCGGAGUAGCUGCCAUGCCUGCUGUGUGGCAGCAGGAACAUGCAUACAUGCACUCAGCGCUCUCCUCUCUCCUCACAGCAACACAGGCAUCACAGGCAGCAGGGCAGGGCACAGUCCGCUCCCUUUCAUUCUUCACCCCUCGCUGGUACGCCUCUCUCCUAGCGCGUCUGCAUCUCAACGCCUUCCGCGUCGCGCCACUGCUCUCAGUCACCACAGCAGCAGCAGCUGACCACUCUCUCUUCGAUUCAACCACUCCAGAGCGCAUCUCGCUCUCCUCGGCUGAACUCUUCCGAGCGGCGAGUGCAGCAGUGACGGGGGACGAGGCGGUCGGCACGGGCGUGUACCUCCUUGCUUCUUUCUUCAACCACGACUGCGGUGAGUGCUCUCUGAUUGAUGCUGCGUGCUCAAGCAUCAAGCAGAGCAUACAGACACAGACACCGGGGUCUACCUCCUCGCUUCUUUCUUCAACCACGACUGCGUGCGAACCUACUCUUGUGGUGCCUCAACUCUCCUCAGCAGCACUCUUCCGAGCGGCGAGUGCAGCAGUGGCGGGGGAUGAGGCAGUCGGGACGGGGGUUUAUCUCCUUCCUUCUUUUUGCAACCAUGACUGCGGUGCGUGCGUGCGCUCUGCUGCCUUUUGA